AUAGGUAACAUUUAUUGAUAAAACUUGAUAGGAAAGCAGAAUUUUUCAGAAAACGAAUUUUGGGUAAAUUAUGAUAGAAAAAUGAUGAUCAGAUGACAGAAAAAAGUAAAAAAAUUGAAGCAUGGAUAGAUUUUUUAGAUUUUUUUUGGUAUUACAAAAGAGGAUGCUGGCGCUUGUUUGUUUCAGAGAAUCUAAUGAAAUAAAUUCCCUACGUAAAAAGUAAAUAGUGCUAUGAAAACAAUUCCGUUGGCACAAUUUUUUUAAAGUCGGAUUGGCGUUUUUGCCAUUUCCCCACACAUGAUGGAAUAGACAUGAUUCUGCGGUUUGCCGGAUGUCUUCUUCCCUUAACUACCAGGUCUUGAAACUAGCACCUAUAAGAAUAUGCGGUAGACAGCAAACCAAUAGAAUUUCUCCUCCAUGGAAAUUCGUUAUUUUCAUUCCAGUCAUAUGCUGUCUAUGAGUCAAAGGAACGUCUCGUCAUUUGCGGCUUUCAAGACCUUCCUGUUAUUGUUGUGCCUUUCAAACUUCCUUGCUUCGAAUGGGAAUACCAAAAGCUUCUUGUUUUUGGUUUGGGAAUGAUGUAAUAUUAGCUAUCAGUUGUAACAAACCUCAAGCAAGAAAAAUCAUCUGCCACUAAGUUUACAAUUUAUCUCGUUGACAGCGCGGUUUGUACUUUAUAGGGGCUGUGCCAUGAUAGGAACCUUUAGGACUUCGGCUUGUGAAAUCAUGGGCAUUUGAAAUGGAACAGAACAUCCUUCUCUGAAUCCUUGUGAUAUUCAAGCGAUAUUUAAGUUAUUUUGGCGAUAGUUUCAUUUUACUUAUCUUCCUUACUGCCGAAAUUGUUGGAAUACCUUCUCAAAAUCCUCACAGAUUUAAAAUGGCUUCCCUUUCCCCGUUGCAAUGUUGCUAAAUAUCAAACUGCACUUUAUUUGAACGUGUCCUACGUUAUCUCUGCCAAAGCAGCGAAGGUGGGCGGCAACCCAGAAAAAGUCCAAUAAACUUCUUGGGGAAUGAGGAGAUACUACAAAAUGCUUUCAGGGGCGAAUUUGAUAUCUUUGGCUAUCAUUGGUUGAUAAAAUAAACAACUUGUUUUAUUUCAAGGGCUUCUAUAUUUCUUUGUCUGUAGUCUAUAUCAUGCCUAUAUUUGUUAAACCAUCCUAACACAAUGCAUGUCAUGAGUUCAGGUCCUGGACCUUCUUUAAUAGGAAAACCAACGCAGAAACUGUUUGGAACAACGCCUCCUUUUUCAGGUUGGAAAGAAAAACAGAGGACUAUGGGUGCCUGCAUAUAUAACCUUGAUGUGGCAGCAUGGUUGGCAUUUUUCUUAGGAACAGUUAAUUUAGUACAAGCUCUGAUCGCAACGGUUGGAAAUCUCGCCGUAUUCGUCAUCUUCAUGAAGACCCCACGACUCCGCACGCGGUCAAACUAUUGCCUUAUGUCACUCGCUGCGACAGAUCUGUUGGUAGGGAUUGUACUGGAGCCUUUGCAUGUGGUACAGUUCUUUUCUUCCGAGCAUCGCAACAACUGCGGGCUCAACACCGUGCGUCGAUUUCUCUCUACCUUACUGAUGGGGGCUUCCAUCGGCUCCAUCGCAGUAAUCAGUUACGACCGCUACAUACACCUGUCACAGACCGUCAACUACAUCCAGUACAUGCCAAAGAAGAAAGUAGUACUCUUGCUGGUCCUGUGUUGGGUAGGCCCUUUGGUCAUCCCAGCCUUCCGCUUUGCAAGUGAAGUGGCAUACAAAGUCUUCGUUGUGCUGUACAUUAUCGGUGUGCUUGCCAUAAUGGUAACCUGCUACGUAUUCAUAAUCAAAAUUGUGAAAAAUCGCGGACGACUCCUUUCUAACUCGGCUGACAGCGGAAUACGGAAUACUGCUGACAUCAAAGCGCACAUGAGGGCAGCAAAGGCAGUCAUCCUCAUUAUAUCGUUCUUCGUCGUCACAUUUGCGCCGCUCGCAGUUUAUCAUCUUGUUACUGCCAUCGGUGGUCUCGUAACGACCAAACUGGUUAUGUCAGACGUGGAAAGAGAGGUUGGCUACGCAGUUCUCAUGACCCUCGGUAUGGCUAAUUCAGGUGUUAACCCUAUCAUUUACUACCUUCGUAUUCCCGAAUUCCGAUCAACCAUGAAGAGAUACAUUGGUUCUUUUAUGCCUAACUUUGUGACAGUGGAAACAAGCGAGACGAAAAGCGACACAAAGGAUUCCCGGAUAAUUGAAGACCAAUUAUUGGAGAGUUACCGAUCGAAAGCAAGGAUAAUGGCGAACUGCAUUUACAAUUUGAAUGUCGCACUUGAACUGCGAUACUUUCUUGGAUUCGUAAACCUUAUUCAAGGACUCGCAGCAGCCAUAGGCAACUUGCUUGUCUUUGUUGUUGUGUUCAAAAACAGGCGACUUAACACGCGCUCGAACGCCUUCCUACUCUCCCUUGCUGCCAGUGACUUGCUUGUUGGUUUCCUAGUCGAAACGAUGCACGUGGUGCAGUUCUUUUCGCAAGAUGCUCGAAACAACUGCAGUUUAAACAUGGUUCGUAGGUAUCUUUCUACUGUUUUUAUGGGCGCUGCUAUCGGGUCUAUAGCUCUUAUCAGUUAUGACAGAUGGAUACAUCUUAAAAGAACAGUUUGCUACAAUGAUUUCAUGACGAAAAAGAAAGUUGUUCUCUUGAUAUAUAUAUGCUGGUUCAUACCGAUUGUGGUGCCCUUUGUACGAUUUACAAGCGAGGUGGUGUACAGCACGAUAAUUUUGAUCUACGUUACGGCCGCCAUUUGCCUAGUAGCUACAUGUUACGUCAUCAUCAUCAGAAUUGUGAAGGCAAAGGAAACUGCAUUCCGUUCGAAUGUCGAAGCGUCGAUAUCGACGAGAAAGGAAGCGAAGAACCAUAUCAAAGCAGCGAAGGCGAUUGCGAUUGUUAUCACAUUCAUCUUGGUUACGUUUGUGCCAGUUUCACUUUACCAUGGAUUAACGGCGAUUAACGGUUUCUCAGAAGGAGCUAUUUCCAUGGCAGCAGAUACCAAAGAAACUGCUUAUGCUGUACUCAUGACAAUUGCACUAGCAAAUUCAGGGAUAAAUCCAAUUAUUUAUUACCUCAGAAUGCCCGAAUUCAAUAUGACCUUCAAGAGAAUUUUCGCUUGUUUCAGAAAAGAGGACACAAACUCUUCCGAUUACCGGAUAACAGAGACUUCAAAUUGAAAACAUUAAAACAUGAAACACUGAAAACAUUCUUUGGUCCCUGUCAUCUAUGGGUACCCCUUCGACCACUUUCCGUACCCCCUCGACCCCUUCAGAUAACUUUUUCUUUCAGAAAGCAUCUUGUAAAUCCGUUCUCUUAUUAAGCAAAUCUUGUAUCUUACCUACAACGUUGUUUGAGUCAAAUUUACUUUGAAAGCAUUCGAUGUCGCCUUUCAAAAUUUAAAUGUGCAUCCUUGGGAAAGAACUGUAUAAAGUUAAGAAAAAUCAGGACUUUGAACUCA
Molecule: messenger RNA, 3468 nt
Organism: Rhopilema esculentum
Lineage: Eukaryota; Metazoa; Cnidaria; Scyphozoa; Rhizostomeae; Rhizostomatidae
Biological process (GO): G protein-coupled receptor signaling pathway
Cellular component (GO): plasma membrane
Molecular function (GO): G protein-coupled receptor activity
Source: RefSeq, a predicted model, not a curated record